Dentiscutata heterogama is the source of this 257-nucleotide messenger RNA. NCBI's taxonomy places the organism in Eukaryota, Fungi, Glomeromycota, Glomeromycetes, Diversisporales, Gigasporaceae. The record is from the annotation of a GenBank genome assembly.
GAUGGACUAAACCUGAUACUAAACUUGUUAAGGAGCGACUUACUGAGUUAAUCAGUCUAGUUGAUUCUCUUACAGAAAUUAAGAAAGAGCAACAAGAUUGUUUCUUACGAAGAUGUUUGGCUGAAACUCUAAAUCCCAAUAAAUUAAAGAAUUCAAACUUAAUGAAUUUCUUUUGCAAAUAUUUACCUAAUACAGUCGAAAACGAAUUUAAUGACGCUUUCAACCUUUAUUCAAGUUUAAAAAAUCGAAACCUAUAA